AUGUCUUCAAAGCAUGCGUGGAAAGUGAACUCAUACUUGUAUAUUGAGGCUAUCAUCGACAAUGAAGAGGAGGAGGAAGAGGAAGAGAAGAAGGAAGAAGAGAAGGAGGAACUGGCUGAAUUGCUCGCUGACAUCCAACAUGCUCAACAAGCUCAGGCAUGUCUUGAUGAUGCAUGUGUCGGCGAUGAUGCUGCUGAUGCAAAAGCCAUGGCCCAGUCUAUUACAGAGAGAGACCUGGCAGCUAGACGUGCACAGCAGGCCUCACAGUCGGGUGGCGCAGUCAUCUCUCUUGCCCUCGAUGGAAUUCACCUUCAAGCCACAGAAAAUGGUUUCCUCUCUCCUUGGGGCAAGAAGUUCAAAGGUGGCCUCCUGCAGCUCGAACUCACUUUGGACCAGGUGACUUUCGACGUCCACAUGACUCAAAACGACGUAUUCGUCUUCAAUGCAGCAAAAUUCAUGCCAAAGACAGUGAUAGCGAAGCUCAUCCUAUUCUGUGUUGACUUUGAACUGGCUGCAGGCAUGCACAUGAUUGUUAUACAGGGUGAGCAAUGCGACCUCAUCAGUGUCAUACAUUCAGUCAUUAGUGAACAGGCUACGAUAAUCAAUUUCUACCACAAGAAGUUGGAUGAUGAACUUUCAUCUCUUGUGCUACCUGUAACUCAGUUACACCCCCUUUGGGCAGCUGGUGAUGUGGUCAAAGUUAAGAUGGGCCUCCAUGCAGGCUUGGAAGGGCAAGUGAUUGCCGUAGAUAAUUUCGAUGUCACGAUUGUUCAUGUGAACAAAGUUGAGCAUGUACAUUCUACAUAUGAUGAUGCUUCCAAGUACUGA
Sparassis crispa is the source of this 828-nucleotide messenger RNA. RefSeq lists its product as hypothetical. The coding region runs from base 1 to 828 and encodes 275 amino acids. Lineage: Eukaryota; Fungi; Basidiomycota; Agaricomycetes; Polyporales; Sparassidaceae. The record is from RefSeq and is a predicted model, not a curated record. The transcript is spliced from 5 exons.